This is a messenger RNA of Punica granatum (pomegranate), 600 nucleotides long. Lineage: Eukaryota; Viridiplantae; Streptophyta; Magnoliopsida; Myrtales; Lythraceae. The record is from RefSeq and is a predicted model, not a curated record.
CUUCUCUUAAUUGCGUCGACUCGCGUCCUCUCUCUCUCUCUCUCUCUCUCUCUCUCUCUCUGACGCCUCGGAAGGAAGAGAAAAAAGGUCAGAUCUUGCAACUCUUAUUGGUCAAUUGAUCGAUCGAAGAGGCGGAGAUGGAUGCCAUAGAUUCAGUCGUUGAUCCUCUCAGAGAGUUCUCCAAGGACAGCGUCCGCCUCGUCAAGCGUUGCCACAAGCCCGAUCGCAAAGAGUUCACGAAGGUGGCCUUCCGUACCGCAAUUGGUUUCGUGGUCAUGGGGUUCGUUGGCUUCUUUGUGAAGCUGAUCUUCAUCCCCAUCAACAACAUCAUCGUCGGUUCUGUUUAGGUUGGGAGCUGGGAUACUAGAUGGAGGGAGGCCUCUUUUUAACUUGAUGUGCUGAGGGGGCCAACAGAUAAUAGUUCUUGUCAGCGUAUUAGUGUCGAACAUCGAAUGUACUUUUUGAGAAUUUUCUAGAUCUAAUUUGUGAACUAAAAUUUUGAUAAUUAUUUCUCUGUUGAUUACGUCGUGACGAGACAGACAGGGCUUGCAUUUGGAGAAACCUCUAAUAAUAUCAUAUCCGGUAGCAGAUUCCCUUUCU